AUGCGUCCAUGGGCGGGCUCGUGGCGCUGGAUCACCCUGGUGCUGCUGGCGUGGGGCACGCUGCUCUUCUACAUCGGCGGGCACCUGGUGCGGGACAGCGAGCGGCCCGAGCACUCCAGCCGCGAGCUCUCCAAGAUCCUGGCCAAGCUGGAGCGCCUCAAGCAGCAGAACGAGGACCUGCGACGCAUGGCCGAGUCGCUACGGAUCCCUGAGGGCCAGUCAGAGAGGGGGCCGGUUGCCGUGGAGAAGUUACGUACGCUGGAGGAACAGCUGAACCGGGCCAAGGAGAAGAUCCACAGCUACCAGCAGCGCUCGGGAGACGUGGGCCCUGGUCAGGAGCACGAGGAGUUGCGGAGGAAGAUUGAGAACGGCGUGCGGGAGCUCUGGUACUUUGUGCGCAGUGAGGUCAAGAAGCUGGGCCACGCCGACGGGCCCAUCCGCCACCGGCACGCUGACAACCUGCUCCAGGACCUGGGCCGCCAGCAAAGGUCCGUUAUGACAGACUUGUACUACCUCAGCCAAGCUGACGGAGCGGGAGACUGGCGAGAAAAGGAGGCCAAAGACCUGUCUGACCUGGUGCAGAACAGAAUCACAUACCUACAGAACCCUGCGGACUGCAGCAAGGCCCGUAAGCUGGUGUGCAACAUCAACAAGGGCUGCGGCUACGGCUGCCAGCUGCACCACGUGGUCUACUGCUUCAUGAUCGCCUACGGCACGCAGCGCACGCUCAUCCUGGAGUCGCACAACUGGCGCUACGCCGCCGGCGGCUGGGAGAGCGUGUUCCGGCCGGUCAGCGACACCUGCACCGACCGCACCGGCGCCUCCACCGGACAGUGGUCAGGUGAGGCCCACGAUCGUGAGGUGCAGGUGGUGGAGCUGCCCAUCGUGGACAGCCUCCACCCGCGGCCGCCCUACCUGCCCCUAGCCGUGCCGGAGGACUUGGCCGACCGGCUGCGUCGUCUCCACGGCGACCCGUCCGUCUGGUGGGUGUCCCAGUUCGUCAAGUACCUGGUGCGGCCGCAGGCCUGGCUGGAGAAGGAGAUCCACGAGGCGUCCGUCCGCCUGGGCUUCAAGCACCCCAUCAUCGGGGUGCACGUGCGGCGCACCGAUAAGGUGGGCACGGAGGCGGCCUUCCACCCCAUCGAGGAGUACAUGGCGCAGGUGGAGGAGCAGUACCAGCUGCUGGCACACCGCCUCCCAGUGGACAAGAAGCGCGUCUACCUGGCCACGGACGACCCCACACUCCUACAGGAGGCCAAGACCAAAUACCCAGACUACGAGUUCAUCAGUGACAACGCCAUCUCCUGGUCGGCUGGCCUGCCUAACCGCUACACAGAAAACUCCUUGAGAGGCGUCAUCCUCGACAUCCACUUCCUCUCCCAGACCGACUUCCUGGUCUGCACCUUCUCAUCACAGGUGUGCCGCGUGGCCUAUGAGAUCAUGCAGAUGCUGCACCCGGACGCGUCCAGCUCCUUCCGCUCGCUGGACGACAUCUACUACUUCGGCGGUCAGAACGCGCACAACCAGGUGGCCGUCUACGCGCACCGGCCGCGCGACGCCGAGGACAUCCCGCUGGAGCCCGGCGACGUGGUGGGCGUGGCCGGCAACCACUGGAACGGCUACUCCAAGGGCCUGAACCGCAAGCUGGGCCGCACGGGCCUCUACCCCUCCUACAAGGUCCGCGAGAAGGUCGAGACGGUCAAGUAUCCCACGUACCCCGAGGCGGACAAGCUGCUGGCCUCAUAGGGGGGGGGGGGACGGAGAGAGAAAAGGAGGAGAAAGAAAGAGGGAGAGAGAGAGAGAGAGAGAGAGAGGAGUGAGCUCUUCAAGAGAGAUGACAAAAUGGAGGUGAAUCUAGAGACAAAAAUGGAGCAAAGUGAAGGAACAAAAUGGAGAGUGUGUAAGCUGGAGCAUGUUGUGUUGUGAAGGAGUUACACAAACUGGUGUCGCCACUGAUGAUGUGGAGAUGGAGAUGGAGCGGAGGAGUGUUCCUGACCUCCAGUUGUGUGGAGGCAGUGUGUGUGUGUGUGUAUGUGUGUGUGUGUGUGUGUGUGUUUGUGUUGGUGUGUGUGUGAGGGUGCGUGCCUUUGCCUCUUGGUGAACACAUGAUUGAUUGAAACAGGCCACUGGAAGCUUCUAUAUGGGAGCAGCAAAGAGUGUACACAUAUCCCAGCGUGCACUGCAGCAGAGGGGUCAACGCCCUUAAGUAAUGACUAAUAUGAACUUCAUACAUCAAGCGGAAGACAUAACCUGAAAAAAAAACAAGUGAAGAUCUUAAAAAAAAUUGAAAGAACUGUUUCCCUUUCUUUUUAAGUUGACCAUAUUUAGUAGUUUAAACUCUACACUGGCCUUUCAUAACCUUCCGCUUUGCCUUUUGUCCUUUUUCUCUCUUGUCUUUUGGUUUCUUUCUUUCAUCUUUUCAUUCUCCUCUUUCUCUGUCUUCACCACCUCUAUCAUAUCUUUCACUGCUGUCUUUUGUCUCCUCCCUCACCUGCUAUUAAGUUGUCUACACCAUUUGAUGCUCGAAGAAGGAAAAGGGACUUUUCAGUCCUGAAUCUCUCUGUGUGUGUGUGUGUGUGUGUGUGUGUGUGUGUGUCUAUAUCUGUGUCGGUGCCUGUGUGCUCAUGUUGAAGGUGCACCCCUUAAUGGUGCUUAUUGAUGGCAUUGUAAAUGGCUUUUGGAUUUCUCUAGAAACUUGAUGGUGCAUAUUUCUGUAUGUGUGUGUGUGUAUGCGCGCGUGCAUGUGUGUGUGUGUGUGUGAGAGAGACUGACAGUGAUACAAUGAAAACCUUUUGGAAGGCUGCACUUACCAAGUCCCCACUCCCCCCUCUCAUCCCCCUCUCCCACCCCCACCCCCGAGGCCCUUUCCCUGAGCUGUGUGUUCCACCCCUCCAGAGGUUCCUCAGGGUCUAGUCCUGCCCCCUCACCCCACAAACAGAAGAACAUCGCCUUGCUGCCGUGACAGAGAGGUGUCUGAAAAGCGUGAAGGGCGUGAAGAUAACAAUUAUGGUAGGACGUUAACACGAGCAAGAACAAUAAACCAGCUUGCGUAAGCUAGCAGACUAACAUCAGAAAGUUGGCUGACGACGGAUGGUACAGUACAGACCAGGCAGACGCUAUCAUCGGUUACGACAACGAUAUAAUCAGAUAGUGCAGGGUUUGUUUCUCACUAGAUUUUGGACAAAUCUAAAAAAAACUUUUCACGGCUGUUUAGAGAGUUGCCCAGAUUUGUGGGUAAUAGGCAGCAUGGAGGAGGAGGCAUCAUAGCUCCCUUUGGAGUCAGCCGUUAUGGGGGUAGUUGGAAGGUUCCUUAGAAGGCACGAAAAGAGAGUCUGAUCCGUUUGGGACAGCACUUGUUGCCUCGCUCCCCUGUAAGAUAUCUUAAACUGCAGCCCUGAGCUUUUUUAGGUCUUUGGUACAGUAUUAUUUGCCCUCAAUGGUGUCUUCCAGGCAGCCCUGCCUUCAAGGCACUACUCCCCUCAGUUUAGGGGUAGGAUGAGGGUUGAGGGGGUUAAGGUUAGGAAUAGGGUAAAGGUAGUGCCUUUUAGGCUGUGCUGCCUGGAAGGUGCCGUUGGGGGCAAAAAACACCAUUGAGCGCCGCUUUACCCGUUUGGAACAGAGUUACAGUCUCCACCAGCCUAAACACCUGCACCCCCAUCCCUGCACCCCCAUCCCCACCCCUCCACCCCCCUCUGACUGUCCUAUUCUGGGCAUUCCCACGUCUUUGUUUGGCUCAUGUGUAACUGGUUGUCACUUGUGUUCGAGACUCUUUUAACUCCAAAUGAUGGACUGUUUUUGUAAUGAAGGCUUUUUAAAGGGGUGAUGUCGAGGUCUUCAAAGGAGAACGCCAGUCGUUUCGGACAGCUCCAGGUUACCCAGGAUGCCGUGCUUUCCCGUUGAGUUCAGGUGGACUUUGCGCAUAUGGCAUUGUCUUUGAUAACCACAGACCCAUUAAACUGGAGAAACACCUACGUGUGCGUGCUUUUUUUCCAUCCACGUGUGUGUGUGUUUUUGUGUGUGUGUCUGUGUCUGUGUCUGUGUUUGUGUUGGUGUCUGUGUCUUUUGUGCAAUUGUGUAUCUGUCUGUGUGUGUUUUGUUGAUGAAGGAAACUAUGCUCCCUUAUAAACUUAUAAACAGCAAGCUCUCUCAAACUCUCCUAGUGUUGAUACAGUAUACACACUGCUAAAGGCAAUGCCAUUUUCCAAAU
Molecule: messenger RNA, 4207 nt
Organism: Sardina pilchardus (European sardine)
Lineage: Eukaryota; Metazoa; Chordata; Actinopteri; Clupeiformes; Clupeidae
Gene: fut8b
Product: fucosyltransferase 8b (alpha (1,6) fucosyltransferase)
Exons: 9
Coding region: 1-1746 (581 amino acids)
Biological process (GO): protein N-linked glycosylation
Cellular component (GO): Golgi cisterna membrane
Molecular function (GO): glycoprotein 6-alpha-L-fucosyltransferase activity; protein binding
Source: RefSeq, a predicted model, not a curated record